AUGCCUACUCCCGCAGACCAUGUGCUGGGACGUCCGUCCGUCAAGUUCCGGAGAGUCCAGGUCCUCGCCGUUGUCUCCUUCUGGUGCGCCUAUCUGUAUAGGGGAAAUCGCCAUGGCCCGCCCUUUCUCAAACGCCUCUCGUCCCUCGCCUCCUCUCGCCUCACUGCCUGGCAAACCGUCGUCAUAACCUUGCUCUGGCUCUACAUCUCCCGCAACUUCGGCAAGCUGGUCGGCCUCGAGUGCCCCGAGCCUCUCGCAAACCUAUACACGCGUUCGUACUUCAGAGCAACAUGGGUUACCACUGCCCUGGACGCUGGCUUUUGGUCCGCCAUGCCCAUCAAGAGGAAGUGGGCCCGGGACAUCUGCUCCAUCGUCUUCACGCUAUACUAUCUCAUAUGCGCCGAGCAAGCCGACGAAAAAGUCAGAAAGAUCCGGUCGACCCUGACAGUCGACCAUCUGAGAGUGAGCUGGGACAAAGGAACCACUCCAUACCUGAAAUUGAUCACCGGUCUCAUGCGCCCACGCUUGAUGCGCUAUCCUCCCCGCGCCAUCCGCAUAGCCCGCCCGCCCGAAUCCUCAUACAAGGAGCCGGUUCAAGGUUGGUUGUAUUUUGAUGGCCCCAUCUCCGCGUUGAAAGAGCACAACAAGAUCGUCUUGGAUAUCCCAGGUGGCGGCUUUGUGGCCAUGGACCCACGUAACCACGAUGAUAAACUCCUUGGCUGGGCUGGAACCACUGGAUUGCCCGUCCUUGCUCUGGACUAUAAGAAGGCACCCGAAUACCCAUACCCGUAUGCUUUGAAUGAAUGCUAUGACGUCUACCACACAAUCAUGGCGAGUAAGGGGCGUUGCGUCGGCCUUUCUGGAACCAGUCGCCCGGAGAUCAUCGUUUCUGGAGACAGCGCUGGAGGCAAUCUGGCGGUUGGAAUGGUGCUCAUGAUCCUGCAGAGCGGAAGCACAGACACUCGACGCUACAUGGGUGAAGAGGCGAUGCCUCCGCCCGCGGGACUCGUCCUGAUAUACCCAGCACUUGACUUCAACAUCGGUAAUUGGAUGACGGAUGAGCAGAUGGCACUCAUCCGGGACCGAAAGACCCGCAAGACCAACGAGGGACUUCUCAAGAGGAAGAGUGAAGACUACAGGAAGCUCACCCCCUCCACCCCUCACCACUCGGACGAUGAAGACGACGACGAUGUAACGCCACCGGCGGAGAACGGAGACUCCGCAGCAACAAUCACAGAGAAGUCAAUGGCCACUUCGCCGUCCACUUCCGUACGAAUGUCAGCGGCACACACAGGAGUCGAUGCCCAUCACCUCGAAUCCAGGCUAUCAGAAUCAGCACUUCCAAAUUCCCAACCCAAAUCCACGGCCAUCAAAACCCGCCUGGCCAUGUCAUCAAUGAUCUCCUACUUCAACGACCGCAUCCUCACGCCCGAGAUGAUGCGCGCCAUGAUCAUCCUGUACAUCGGCCCGCACAACCGCCCGGACUUCUCCACCGACUACUUCCUCUCGCCGCUCCUCGCGCCCGAGUCGCUCCUGGCCAAGAUGCCCAAGACGUACUUCCUCACGGGCGAGCGCGACCCGCUCGUCGACGACACGGCCAUCUUCGCGGGCCGCAUCCGCCAGGCCAAGGCGGCGGCGUGGCGCGAGCGCCGCGAGCUCGGCCUCGCCGUCGAGAGCAGCAGCCACGACGGCACCGCCUUCGUCGACACGGACCACGUCGAGGUCGUCAUGAUCCCCGGCAUCAGCCACGGCUUCCUGCAGUUCGUCAGCGUCUUCCCCGAGGGCUGGAAGUACAUCUUCAAGUGCGCGCGCUGGAUGCGCGACAUCGCCGAGCGCGUCGACGCCGACGCGCUGGCGGCAGAGGAGGGCGGUCGUCACAACCACCGCCAUCACCACGGCAGGCCCAAACAGCACAGGCGGAGGCACACGCUCGAGAGCAGCGGCGACGAGGACCACCCGCUCGAGAUGACGGUCGUUUCGAGCAACAGGGGCGAUGGCGCCAAGGCCAACGGGCACGGGCACGGGCACGGCGGCGGCGAUGCCGGAUCGGUCAGGAGGGGCGCGGCGGCGAGGCGCAACAGCGGGAGGGAAUCCGAGACGGACUAUUACACUCAUCCGUCUGGCGGCAGGGGCCGGGGCCGGGGCGUCGGAGGCGGCACGAAGUCGAGGAGGAGGAAGAGCCUGGUCAGCCUGGCGAGCGAGGACGACUUGUUGGGGAGGAGGAUGAGGGGCUUGACCGGGUCGUUGAUGCGGGCGCCGGAUGAGGAGUGGGAACCGUCGAGUCCGUGA
Messenger RNA from Diplodia corticola, 2289 nucleotides. RefSeq names its product hormone-sensitive lipase. The record is from RefSeq and is a predicted model, not a curated record. Gene Ontology annotation, molecular function: sterol ester esterase activity; triacylglycerol lipase activity. The transcript has 2 exons. Gene Ontology annotation, cellular component: cytosol. Gene Ontology annotation, biological process: triglyceride catabolic process. The coding region runs from base 1 to 2289 and encodes 762 amino acids. Lineage: Eukaryota; Fungi; Ascomycota; Dothideomycetes; Botryosphaeriales; Botryosphaeriaceae.